UUUACCUCGUUUUCUGUGCAUCAGAACCUUCCAAACUCCUUCUAACCCCCACGCCCGCAAUCCACACAAUCUCCCUCUCUCUCUCCUCCCACCAAAAACAAAAACCCCUCUUUCAUCCCAAUCAAACCCUAAUUUUUUCCGAUUCAAUAUCCUCAAAUCCCCAUAAUCUGAUCCUAUAUUUGCUUCAUUUAUCAACCACAACCCCAUAAUUCUCCAAUCUAACCCCCAAAUCUACCCAAUUUCGCGAAAAAUCGAUCAUUAAAAAAUAAAAAUUAAAAAAAUGGGGAUUUCUAGGGUUUGUGCAGAACCCGCGAACACCGCGUGUUCGUCGUGUUCUUCAGCUAUAACUUCUUCGACUGCAAAAAUGGAGACUGUAAAUGGGUCCCACGAGUUCAAGAUCACUGGGUAUUCUUUGUCGAAGGGUAUGGGAAGUGGGAAGUAUAUAGCUUCUGAUACUUUCAUGGUGGGAGGGUAUUUGUGGGCAAUUUAUUUUUAUCCGGAUGGAAAGAGCCCCGAAGAUAAUUCGACUUAUGUGUCGUUGUUUAUUGCUUUGGCGAGCGAGGGGACCGAUGUUAGGGCUUUGUUUGAAUUGAAGCUUGAAGAUCAGAGUGGGAGAGGGAGGCAUAAGGUUCAUUCCCAUUUCGGUCGGACACUCGAGAGCGGGCCAUAUACUCUUAAGUAUCGCGGUAGCAUGUGGGGUUACAAGCGCUUUUAUAAGAGGACAUCUCUAGAGCAAUCUGACUACUUAAAAGAUGAUUGCCUUUUGAUUCGUUGCAUUGUUGGAGUAGUGAAGACACACACAGAGGGUCCCAAACUUUACAGAAUACCACUGCCACCUUCUGAUAUGGGACAGCAAUUUGGGCAACUUUUAGAAACAAAAAAGGGGACUGAUGUAAAUUUUGAAGUUGAUGGCGAGGUCUUUCCUGCUCAUAAGUUGGUAUUGGCAGCACGCUCACCUGUGUUUCGGGCGCAGCUUUUUGGUCCAAUGAAGGAGAAAAGCACAGGAUGUCUAAAGGUUGAAGACAUUGAAGCUCCAGUUUUCAAGGCGUUGCUUCACUUCAUAUAUUGGGAUGACCUGCCUGAUAUGCAAGAACUUGCAGGUCUGAAUUCCAAAGGGGCUUCCACAUUAAUGGCUCAGCAUUUGUUAGCUGCGGCAGACAGAUAUGGACUUGAGCGGCUCAAAGUUCUUUGCGAGGCUACACUCUGUGAAGAUGUAGCUAUAAACAAUGUCGCAACAACGUUGGCAUUGGCCGAGCAGCAUCAUUGUUCACACUUGAAAUCUGUUUGCCUGAAGUUUGUUGCUUCACGGGAGAAUCUCAGAGCUGUUAUGCAGACCGAAGGGUUCGAGUACUUGAAGUUGAGUUGCCCAUCUGUAAUUAGUGAACUACUAGCGUUCGUUGCAAGGGUCAGCGAGCAUUCAAUAUCUGUAGUGGGCUAUGGAAAUGAUCCUAUGCUAGAUUGCGGAGACAUGAAUGGAAGACGCGUUAAGCCAAGGAUAUUCUGAUCUCAGAUUUUUAUUUUUAUAUAUUUUUUUUUCUGAUUAUUUUUUCUGGGGGGUAAAGGGUAACUGGCUGUUGUGUUGGUCUUAUUGUUUUCUGUUGUAACAAAUGCUGACUUGCUCGCUUCUCUACUAUAUUGUUCUGGUAAUUGCUGUAUUUAGUAUUAGUACCAUAAAGGGAAGAAGUUUUGGAGUGGUGAGAGAAUACUUUGCUGCAUUGUGUAACUUUCAUAAUGAAAUUUGAUGACUAGAUAUCUUCAUGCAA
Messenger RNA from Beta vulgaris subsp. vulgaris (sugar beet), 1763 nucleotides. RefSeq names its product BTB/POZ and MATH domain-containing protein 1. Gene Ontology annotation, biological process: protein ubiquitination. Lineage: Eukaryota; Viridiplantae; Streptophyta; Magnoliopsida; Caryophyllales; Amaranthaceae. Bases 281 to 1504 code for a protein of 407 amino acids. The transcript has 4 exons. The record is from RefSeq and is a predicted model, not a curated record. Gene Ontology annotation, molecular function: protein binding.